Striga hermonthica is the source of this 750-nucleotide messenger RNA. Lineage: Eukaryota; Viridiplantae; Streptophyta; Magnoliopsida; Lamiales; Orobanchaceae. The record is from the annotation of a GenBank genome assembly.
AUGAGCCGAAUAAGCAAUGGGAUGAUCGUCUGCCUCAACGUGAUCACGAUCCUAGUCGCCUUCACCGCCAUCGGCUUCGCCCUUUGGUUCCACGUCAGAUCGGACACCGAUUGCCAGCGUGUCCUGAAAACGCCUCUGCUGGCGGUCGGCGGUGCUCUCCUCACCGUCUCCGUCGCCGGGCUCGUCGGCGCGUGGUGCGGCAUCUCGUUUCUCCUUUGGCUCUAUCUGUUUGUCCUUUUUGCCCUCAUACUCGCCCUUGUGGCCUUCACGGCCUUCGCGAUUGUGGUCACCAAUCAAGGCGUGGGAAGGGCAAUCUCGGGAAAAGGUUUCGGGGACCACCGGCUCGGAGACUACUCGGGCUGGCUUAAAAGGUACGUCGUCAACGACAAGAAUUGGGCCGAGAUAAGGAGCUGUUUGGUAGGCGUUAAAUUGUGCGAGAGACCGGAGUUUUACGAGCACGAGUUGUCUCCGAUUAUGUCUGGUUGCUGCAAGCCUCCAAAUGACUGCAGGCUCAAGUCACCUAAAACGGGUGAUCCGGAUUGCAAGGUGUGGAGCGAUGUCCCGACUGAGCUUUGCUUCGAGUGCGAGUCGUGCAAGGCGGCGGUUCUCUACAAUAUAAAGAGGGAAUGGAAGGUUUUGGCCAUCAUCAACGGGUGCAUCCUAGCGGUUGUUGUCACGAUUUACUCGAUCGGAUGCUGUGCUCUCAGGAACAAUCGUUAUGGCUACAAGAGGCACAAAGGACAUCCUUGA